Molecule: messenger RNA, 487 nt
Organism: Fopius arisanus
Lineage: Eukaryota; Metazoa; Arthropoda; Insecta; Hymenoptera; Braconidae
Gene: RpS25
Product: ribosomal protein S25
Exons: 3
Coding region: 78-437 (119 amino acids)
Cellular component (GO): cytosolic small ribosomal subunit
Molecular function (GO): structural constituent of ribosome
Source: RefSeq, a predicted model, not a curated record
GUUGACUCACGCAGUGACAAAAUGGUGGAUCGAGAGCUUCCGGUGUCAAUUGUGCUCUUUCCGAGUCGUCAGCCAUCAUGCCGCCCAAGAAGGACACGAAGGGGUCUUCCAAGCAGCCCCAGAAAACCCAGAAGAAGAAGGAGGGAGGAUCUGGAGGUAAAGCCAAGAAGAAGAAGUGGUCGAAGGGAAAAGUCCGUGACAAGUUGAACAAUCAGGUGCUCUUUGAUAAGGGCACGUACGACAAACUUCUUAAAGAAGUACCUCAGUACAAACUCAUUACCCCCUCGAUAGUGAGUGAGAGGCUGAAAAUUCGAGGUUCACUAGCUAGGCGAGCUCUCAUUGAACUCCAACAGAAGGGAUUGAUCAAGCAGGUAGUUCAGCAUCAUGCCCAGCUCAUCUACACUCGUACCACCAAGGGCGAUGAUCCUGCUGCGUAAUAAUAUCCCUGUAUAAAUCGGUUUAAUAAUAAAAAAUCUAUAAACCCACA